Messenger RNA from Spirometra erinaceieuropaei, 1140 nucleotides. The record is from the annotation of a GenBank genome assembly. NCBI's taxonomy places the organism in Eukaryota, Metazoa, Platyhelminthes, Cestoda, Diphyllobothriidea, Diphyllobothriidae.
AUGGACCUCUCCGCCACCGGAGAAAACGCGAUCCGACGCUGCCUACGUCGUACCCAAAUCAACGUUAAUGGAGCCCAACUGCCAGCCGUGGACAACUUCACCUACCUGAACAGCACCAUCUCUCGCAACACUAAAAUCGACGAUGAAGUGGCCCGUCGGGUUUUCAAGGCCAGCCAAGUCUUUUGCCGUCUGCAAGACACCGUUUGGAAUCGAUACGGUCCCCACCAAACUGAAGUUGUACAAGACGGUCAUCCUGUCAACGCUGCCGUAUCGAGCGGAGACUUGGACGAUGUACAAAAAGCAGGCAAAAAUACCCAACCAUUUCCACCUCAGCUCCCUCCGGCGGAUACUAAAACUGAGGUGGUAGAACCGGAUCUCGGACAUGGACGUACUGGGACGGACGGGAAUCCUCAACAUCUACGCCAGGCUGAGACAACUGCAACUGUGCUGAGGCGGCCAUCUGGUGCGCAUGGACGACAAGCGGUUACCCAAACGACUCUUUUAUGGAGAUGUCAUCACGAGUUCCCACCGAAAGGAAUACAAGUCCGCCGCCACAGGGAAUACCCUGAAGACUUCCCUGAGGCGCCAGAAAAUCAAUCCGGCCAACUGAGAAGACCUCGCCCGUGACUGACCGACUUAGCAGAGAGCAGCGAAGACCGGCAGCAAUCUACGAAUCUAACCGGAUCACCGCUGCCAAAACCAAACACGAAGCUCGUUAAUCCCACUGCCCCGCCUAGCAAACAGCAAUAAGCAAACGUCCCUGUCGUGUGCAUGAUGCCAGCAGACGUUCCGGGCACCGAUUGGCCUCAUUUUACAUCUUCGUACUAAUUGCAGCACCCGGACGACACCACUCGAUGUCCCCCGUCCACCUCUGACUCGUCCCCUGCGCCCGUAAUCAACACUGACCGUAUGCCUGAACCCUCACUGCCAUCCUCCUCCAUCGCCCCAACAUCCGCUGCGACGCCUCCUGAGCCCACCACCACUGCAGUUAAUCCCAACACAACGACAAACGUCAACCUCAUCAUUGCCAACACCAGCGACGUGGACUCGGUCAAUAACUGUCCCCAUUGUGAUCGCACCUUUACUUCACACAUCGGCCUGAUCGGUCACUUGCGGAUCCAUCGCACAGAGACUGUCUAG